ACGAUGUCGACAUUUUCUUCAACAACUUGGUUUCGUCUGGAUUCACCCUUUUGGACUUUCCGAUUCUCAUAUUUAAUUCAAUCCUACGCAAUCUCUCCACUUUUCAUGAUCCCGACGAAAUCUUAUACCCCUCAAUGUUCCUCAUCGAUGUUCUUUGGAAAUUGCUUCCUCUUUACUUCUUCGGAUCAGAUAGAGAUUCUCUCUCAGCAACAGAGUCCAUUUUGCAGAUAGUUCCUGAGACAAUGGCUGCUUCGUCUUCAUCUAGCAUCCUUUGCAACGCAGGAGAAUCAGACCUUUGUCGAGACGAUUCUGCUGCGUUUCUACUAAAACUAGUAGCCAUUGCUUCAAUUCUCAUGGCCGGAGCUGCAGGUGUAGCUAUACCACUCAUUGGCAGGAACCGCCGGUUUCUUCAAACCGAUGGUAGUCUCUUUGUGGCUGCUAAAGCCUUUGCAGCUGGUGUGAUCCUAUCCACUGGAUUUGUUCACAUGCUGGCUGGUGGCACAGAAGCGUUGACCAACCCUUGCUUACCUGAUUUCCCUUGGUCUAAGUUUCCUUUUCCGGGGUUCUUUGCCAUGGUUGCUGCUUUGAUCACUCUACUUGUUGAUUUCAUGGGGACUCAGUACUAUGAGAGGAAGCAAGAGAGGGAAGCUACUGAUAAGUCUGAUGAACAGCCUGGUUAUGAACAGUCACCGAGUAUUGUCGUUCCUGUGGUUGCUGAAGGAGCGAACGAUGAGAAAGUGUUUGGAGAAGAAGACAAUGGCGGGAUUCACAUUGUUGGUAUUCAUGCUCAUGCUGCUCAUCAUAGACAUAAUCAUCCUCAAGGUCAUAAUUCAUGUGAGGGACACCGUAAAAUCGACAUUGGUCAUGGACAUGGACAUGGUCACGGUCACGGACAUGGACACGGACACGGGGGUUUGGAUGUCGGAAGUGGAGCAAGGCAUGUUGUUGUUUCUCAGGUUUUGGAGCUUGGAAUCGUAUCACACUCGAUCAUCAUUGGUAUAUCUCUUGGAGUAUCACAAUCUCCUUGCACAAUCAGACCUUUAAUCGCAGCACUAUCGUUCCACCAAUUCUUUGAAGGAUUCGCGCUCGGUGGAUGCAUCUCCCAAGCACAGUUCAGGAACAAAUCAGCGACCAUAAUGGCUUGUUUCUUCGCCCUCACGACACCGAUAGGGAUCGGUAUUGGAACUGCAGUGGCGUCUUCUUUCAACUCUCACAGUGUUGGAGCAUUGGUCACGGAAGGUAUCUUGGAUUCGCUCUCGGCAGGGAUUCUUGUGUACAUGGCUCUUGUGGAUCUCAUAGCUGCUGAUUUCUUGAGUAAGAGAAUGAGCUGUAACUUUAGGCUUCAAAUUGUUUCUUAUUUGAUGUUGUUCCUCGGAGCUGGACUCAUGUCUUCUCUUGCUAUUUGGGCUUAGAUUGUUAAAGACUCCAUAGUUUCUGUUAUAGCUAGCUAUAGCUUUACGAGACAACAUGUGUAUAGUUCUAGAAUUAUCAAUUCAACAAUUUCUCGCGAUUAAGGAAUGCAUUGUUUUGUAUUUAUACGACAAUUUAUUGAUGAAA
Molecule: messenger RNA, 1557 nt
Organism: Eutrema salsugineum
Lineage: Eukaryota; Viridiplantae; Streptophyta; Magnoliopsida; Brassicales; Brassicaceae
Product: fe(2+) transport protein 3, chloroplastic
Exons: 4
Coding region: 135-1412 (425 amino acids)
Biological process (GO): zinc ion transmembrane transport
Cellular component (GO): plasma membrane
Molecular function (GO): zinc ion transmembrane transporter activity
Source: RefSeq, a predicted model, not a curated record